AUGUUUUGUGAAAAUCGUUUCGGUACCCUGUACCUUGAAAACUUCAGUCACUCCGCAACAGAGUACUGCACUGCAGACUCGCCAUCCAACAUAACAUGCCUCCACAGUGAAACCGUCAACGGACGUGUCGAUUCAUUAUGCAUCGCCCGUAACGCCAUUUUUGAUCCCGUCACAGCCAAAUUCCGCCUAGGUUGCACACUCGGCAUGCUCCCUGAUUCACAACUACCCUUCCUUGUCCCCGAAUAUGGCACAUUCCAAAAAUACAUGUUCGACACCGGCCCACGCGUCAUUAUGGAUAACUGGAUAGAGCUUGACGACACUGUCAGGCCAAAAGAAUCCGAAACACCUAAAUAUACGAUAUUGGUCAAGCGAGAGGGAUCGUUCAACUUAUGGCAUUCCUUGCUGGAGAUAUUCUCUACGUCCCUUACAUUGAACGCACUCCAAAUGAGCCAAUCUUCCGACUCGCGAGCAUUCUUUACGAACCCCGAUACGUUAAAUACUCAACUCGUUCUACUGGACGAGCACGCAGACGGCCCAUUCUUCGAUUUGUGGUCUAUCUUCACAAAACGGCCAAUAAUACGCCUCAAAGACUUGCCUCCAAAUGCGAGCUUUGAGAACAUCAUCCUCCCGCUCGCGGGUGGGAGCAAUCCUCUUUGGCAGAGUGAUCUGCCCCCGGCAGGUGCUUCAUGCAAUAACUCGGCACUUCUACGCACAUUCUCACGCCGAGUCAUGAAUCACUACGAAUUUCCAGUCCAGCAGCCGCGCCAGGGGAGUGAUAUAACAGUGACUUUCAUCGAUCGCAUGGAGACCCGCGUCCUACUCAACCACACUGAAUACCUCGAAGAUGUCAAGUCUUCUUUUCCGAACAUUAUAAUCCAGGAAGUUGAUUUUGCAACAAUUCCGUUCAAGGAACAAUUGGAUGUUCUGCAACAGACUGAUAUUCUGGUCGGGGUCCACGGGGCUGGUUUGACACAUGCGAUGUUUCUACCUCCGCGGUCGACUGUUGUUGAGAUUCUUCCCGCGCAGGUCGCGAUCAGGGCUUUUGAAAACCUAGCAUCUCUGUUGGAUCAUUCAUAUUUUAGUGUUCGCUCUUCCAAAAAAUCGGAUACCUCCCCCGGGGUGGAUUGGCAUCAAGAGCAAGUCUCUUUGGAUAGAGAGAAGUUUACGGAUAUUUUGAAUAUUGCCUUGCAGAAAAAGAGCGCUGUCAAGGGCGGCAUGGACCCUUCCCUUGCCGGCAAGCUCUACUAUCAGACUGUCGAUCGAGAUUAG
This is a messenger RNA of Penicillium concentricum, 1269 nucleotides long. RefSeq names its product DUF563 domain protein. The transcript is spliced from 2 exons. Gene Ontology annotation, cellular component: endoplasmic reticulum lumen. NCBI's taxonomy places the organism in Eukaryota, Fungi, Ascomycota, Eurotiomycetes, Eurotiales, Aspergillaceae. Bases 1 to 1269 code for a protein of 422 amino acids. The record is from RefSeq and is a predicted model, not a curated record. Gene Ontology annotation, molecular function: protein N-acetylglucosaminyltransferase activity.